UUUUUGGCAGAAGGCCUUUAUAGCUGAUGCAGGAACUUUCUCAUUAGUUACUCAUUGCCUCAGCAAGUCUCAUAAAACAGACAGCAGGACCCAGCAAAUACUUUUCUUCAGUGUUCUGGGAGCUCAGAAAUCCAGGAAUUAAAUGAGGCCUUGAACCCAUUUUAUGGACUCACUUCUUACUGAGCUACCAUAAAAUAUUAAAAUCCAGACCUUAUAAAUACGGAGAGGAGAGCGCUGCACGUUUCUUUUCAGAAGCAGCCUCUCCAGGGACACUUCCCAAGGCACCAUCCAGGCUCCUCGGAGAUGGCACAGAAAAGCAGCCUCGUGGUCCCCUGUGCAGUGCCUGUCCUCGUGGUUUGCUUUUUGGCAUGCGUAGCCACAGGUGUGGAACUGUCUGUAAAUAACCACGCUGCUGACUUCACCCUGUCCACAUCGUCUGGGACUCCCAUCUCCCUCUCCUGCCUGGUACAGAACAGCAGCCAGGCCGAGGAGCUGCUCUGGUACCGAGGAGAUGGUAAAGUGGAUCUGAAAGAAGGGAAUAAAGUGAACAUCAGCAACAUCUGCAUCUCCCCGGCCACCGCGACCGACAAUGGCGUCACCUUCACGUGCAAGCUGAUGCGGGACCAGUCCGUCAAGGUCUCGGUGAUCCUGGAUGUCCAAUUUCCUCCCAGCGUGACUGAAGACGAGACCGUCAAAGCCGAAGAAGACAAAGAUGUCACUCUGACCUGCAAUGCCAAAUCCAACCCGCAAGGCCAAGCAGCCUGGUACAGGAACAACACCAUCCUGACCCUACAGCAAGAUCGCUACCAGGUGUACCAGACUAGCGAGGUCUUCCAGCUCUCGAUCACGAAAGUACAGAAGUCUGACAACGGGACCUACACCUGUGAGGUGAAAUCCUCUUUGGGAAGUGGGAGAAAGAAUGUCCACCUGAUAGUUGAAGAUAAAAAACCUGUUUUCCCCAAGGAGGCUGUUAUCGCUGCUGUGGUGGUGGUUACACUCACCGUGCUUUUUGGAAUUGUGGCUCGAAAAGAUACAAUUUGUAAGUGCUUCAAAAGAUCAAGUGAAACAGCUCUGUAAGAAUCACCAAGUUCCCGUGCACACCCACAGCUUCUAGCGGUGGAACACAAACCCCUGCAAGAGAUGAUUAAAUGCUGCAAUGAGACUCGGGGCUCGAGUUCCUGUGGUCUUUUUGAAAUACAAAUACUUCUUCACGGC
Oxyura jamaicensis (ruddy duck) is the source of this 1215-nucleotide messenger RNA. It is a transcript of the gene TMIGD1, whose product is annotated as transmembrane and immunoglobulin domain containing 1. The record is from RefSeq and is a predicted model, not a curated record. The coding region runs from base 304 to 1077 and encodes 257 amino acids. NCBI's taxonomy places the organism in Eukaryota, Metazoa, Chordata, Aves, Anseriformes, Anatidae. Gene Ontology annotation, biological process: cell-cell adhesion. The transcript is spliced from 7 exons. Gene Ontology annotation, cellular component: cell-cell junction. Gene Ontology annotation, molecular function: cell adhesion molecule binding.